AUCGCCGCAUUCAUCUCUUCAGCCAGGAGCCCAGGAAAACUAGGGUUUCUCUGCAACUACACAGCAAUGGGGAAGGGAACGGGGAGCUUUGGUAAGAGGAGGAACAAGACUCAUACCCUCUGUAUUAGGUGUGGCCGUCGCAGCUUUCACAUCCAGAAGAGCCGAUGCUCUGCCUGUGCCUACCCUGCUGCCCGCAAGAGGACAUAUAACUGGAGCCAGAAGGCGAUUCGCAGGAAGACAACGGGAACUGGUCGCAUGAGGUAUCUUCGCCAUGUGCCUCGACGAUUCAAGACCAAUUUCAGAGAAGGUACUGAAGCGGCUCCGAGGAAGAAGGCAGCGGCAGCUUCUGCUUGAGGUGCUGCAGGCCCUACCUGUACUUGGGUGUGAUUUUUAGGACUACUUUCUUAUAUUGUCAUUUGGUAUUUUAUUGUUUUUCAAGAUCAGAACAAGUUGAUUUUAGAACAUCAUUUGAGGGUGUACACCCAUUUUUAUUAUUGUUAGCUGUCUUUAACAAUGCUUGAUAGGUAGUUGAGCUGAGAUUUGAAAAUGGAUUGAUUAGACCAUUAGGAAUCGAAAUUCCUAUGUUCUUCUUGAUGCAUAAUGUUGGUUUCAAUAUAUUGGUGUAAUGAUUGUGAUUCUGCUUGGAAUUUUGUAGUCGGCUGAUUGAUUGGUUAUCAAUUAUCAAGAUAAAUCGAG
Molecule: messenger RNA, 696 nt
Organism: Ilex paraguariensis (yerba mate)
Lineage: Eukaryota; Viridiplantae; Streptophyta; Magnoliopsida; Aquifoliales; Aquifoliaceae
Source: the annotation of a GenBank genome assembly